UGCGUUUUAUUUUUAUCCUUCUUUGUUGUUGGAUGCCGCCACCCUCGCCUGCCGUGCCGGUCUGGUCUGCUAAAGUCAGGGCAGAUUCCGUCUUUCUUUGUCUGUCGCCUUCGAAUCUGCUUCUCCCGCCUUUCGAACGGCCGUAGUCAAGCAGUUAGGGUUUGUGAGACGGAAUUUGGACGACCGGAUAUCUCUCGCGGCGGACAGGAGAGUUGAUCAGCAGCACCCUCUCCUCUUGCUUCCCUGCAGUCCCAUCGGCCCCUAGGCUAUAGCGCAAGGAUCCCGCCAUGAAGACCUCGCGUGCCCUCGCCUCGCUACUGGCGAGCUCGAUGCUGUCACCGGCAUUGGCCGCCGUCUCGCCGUCGGCGCUCUUUGGCGGCGGACGUCGACCGGUGACGGUGACGGAAACCAGCAUCCGGACGGUCACCGUGUCGGAGACCUGCCAGGCCCCGACGACCGUGCUGCCGCCCAGCCAGCCGGCGGAAACGAGUGUCGUCGUGCCCCCCAGCACGCCGCAGGAGCCAAUGCCGCCCACGACGGCCAGCAAUCCGGGAUAUUCCACCGUGCCAGAUGUCCCCAGUGCGCCGCCGAGGACGACGACGGCCGACAAUGGCUAUUCCACUCCUCCCGAGCCUCCCAGCACGCCGAGUACGACCGCUGUUGAGGUUCCGCCGGCCGUCACGACCAGCGCUGUAGUGCCGGGGGAGCCCGAGGACUGCGACUGCACGACGAUCACCACGCCCUAUACCACGCGCACCUACACGACCCUUCUCCCGGGGUCGACAUCUGAGUCGACGGUGCCCGAGACAACUAGUCAGCCACCGCCGACCACGAGUCGCGUCACCCAGCCGCCCAGCUCGACCAUCACCACGCCUCCGACCACGACCAGCACCAUCGACUGCUACUGCGAUGGCUGUGGUGGCUGCGGCGAAGAUACGGUGACGAUGACGGUGACCACGACCUUCACGUCGGUCACCACGUCGGUAGUCACGUCGACGGGCUAUGUCACUUCGUUCGUUACGAGAACGGUGUCGCAGACGGUGACCUCGGCGGAGACGGUCUUGGUCCCCACCACCACGACGCUGACCUCCACUAUCACGAAUACGAUCACCUCCUCGUAUAUCUCUACGCAGACCGUCACCACCACCAAGGGCUACACCGAGACCAACACCGUCUCAAACACGGUGACCCAGCCUGGAGAGACGAUCACUCAGCCCGGUGAGACGGUCACCAGGACCCGAUCCUCCAAUGGCACCGUGACGGUCACGGACCGAGAGACAGUGACGGACACGGACACUGUCACCGAGACCGAGACAGUCCCCGGCGAGACAGUGACGGUCAGUCGAGGCAAGCCCGGGCGGACGGUGACGGUGACAGUCACCGUUGGGGAUGAAGGCGAGACCAUCACCGAGACAGUCACUCGCACACAGACCCAGGACACCACCCAGACGGUCACUCUGCCGGAGCGAACGAUUACCCUGCCGGGAGAGACGAUUACCGGGCCCGGAGGAACCGUUACUCUUCCUGGGGAAACGAUUACCCUGCCUGGGGAAACAGUGACUCGGCCAGGAGAGACAGUCACUCAACCGGGAGAGACUGUGACACAACCGGGGGAGACUAUCACUCAGCCCGGGCGAACCAUUACCCUGCCAGGUGAGACAGUUACUGGCCCUGGAGGAACAGUCACGCUGCCCGGGGAAACCAUCACUCUGCCGGGAGAGACCAUCACCAAGCCAGGAGAAACCAUUACGCAGCCCGGAGAGACCGUAACUGGGCCUGGUCAGACAAUUACCAGACCAGGAGAGACAGUCACCUCCGUUUCUACAUUGCCUGGAAGUACGGUGACUCUGCCUGCGUCCACCGUGACCACCACCGUCGUCGUGCCUCCGACCACCAUCACCGAGUCUGGGUCUGUAACGACGCUGCCCGGAUCAACGGUGACCUCGACCUUCACACAGCCUGGACGUGUGGUUACUCUGCCGCCGUCUGUGAUUACUCUGCCCGGAUCUACUGUCGUCAACACCAACACCGUCCCCGGCCCAACUUCGGUAGACACCGUUUCAGUGACGGUGAUUAUCAGCACAACCAUUUUUGAUACAGUCACUUUGCCUGGAUCCAGCACGACUGUCACCGUCACCGACAUUCCCGCCACCGGCACGGUGACUGCCACUGGCACCACCACCUUGUCCAUCUGUCCCAGCCUCACCAUCAACCCGACUUACACCCCUGCCGCACCGCUACCGCGCGACUACACCUGGGGUUGUCCGCCGGGCUACCUCUGCAAGCCCAAGCAUGUCGGCGCCGAUGCGGGAUGCAACCUGGAGGCCGGACUGCCGGCUGAUACUUACGUGUGCAGUCCGGAUCAGUGUAUCGAAAGCCCGCCGUUCAUUCACAAGCAGUUCUGGGGCGAACCGGGCGAGUCCGACGAGGUGGCGCCGACGUACAACGUCUCGAAGGGCUACUUCAACCUGAACCCUCACCUCUUCCGCCUGGACUACUCCAUCUUCAAGUCCCCGGAGAAUGCCUCGGCCCUGGAGCACUACUACAAGCGCUCUUUCGGAUCGCGAUUUCACGCUAAGCUGCUGUCGCGACAGUCGAUCAGCGACGUGCCUCCGCAGUGCUUCGACGAGUGUAAUGACGCCGCGCUGGAGGUGGAGUCGACAGGCAAAUCGGAGAAGCUGUGCCAGUCCAACUCGGUGUUCCAGCGUUCGUUGGGCAGCUGCAGGAAGUGCAGCAAUCGCCAAGACGACGACGGGUUCGAACAGGUCGUUUUGCCCAACUUCCAGCAGUUCCUGAACUACUGCGAGGAUCAGUCCUCCGGCACGUCCACCGCGGCCGGCAUCACAGAAAGCGCAACCAAAACUGCCUCCGAAUCCACCACGUCGGCCCCGGAAACGACGACAGACUCUGGUUCGCGAUCGACCGCCUCGUCGGCGUCCCGGUCUGCAUCGGCCACCGUGACUCGGGAGACGACCACGCGAGCGUCGCAGACGACGACGCAGGGAUCCCAGACGACUGGCACCGACAGCACCCGCAGCGGCGCCAGGACGACCACCCACGACUCUGACCAAACCGAAUCCCAGACCACCGCUACGGCCACCGGCGCGACACCCUCGUCGUCCAGAACGCUGCCCACCGACAGCACGUUCUCCGCGACAGACUCGACCAGGGUGACGGCUCCCAGCACCGGAACCACCGGCGGCAGUAGCGGUACGACCCGAACCGCCAGCUCCGCCUUCACCUUCACGAAUAGCGCCGCCACCGGGUCGCAGGCGUCGACGGUGACCGGGGGCAGCCAGACGAUCAGCGCGACGCGUGGCGAUGGCACGACAGAUGCCCCCGGAAGCACCGCCGGAGGUCCGUCCUCAGGAACGGAUGCCACGGACGCGACCGAAUCUGCCGGAGCAACGUCGACCGACAGCGAGGAGGCACCUCUUGCCACCGGCGCUGCGAUAUCCCUGAGGGUGUCGUCACCCUGGAGUGCAUUGGCUCCGAUGGCUGCAUUGUUUGUCCUGCUGGUCUAGAGCGCGGGAUGCUUGGGUUGCAUUUCGGAUAUUUCCUAGUUCUGCUGGCUUUUGCAUUGAAAGGUUGUAUUGUUAAUCAUACGACGUCCCCUCCUUUAAUGUUUAUAUCGACGGGGAGGAAACGAGUUACGAGUGAUGCGUAGCGUAUCUACGAGUCUAAUUUUAUAUAAUGUCAGUUCCCUCGGCCUACUGUGAUAGAAUACUAUAGAAUUG
This is a messenger RNA of Aspergillus steynii IBT 23096, 3737 nucleotides long. RefSeq lists its product as uncharacterized. NCBI's taxonomy places the organism in Eukaryota, Fungi, Ascomycota, Eurotiomycetes, Eurotiales, Aspergillaceae. The coding region runs from base 288 to 3524 and encodes 1078 amino acids. The record is from RefSeq and is a predicted model, not a curated record. The transcript is spliced from 4 exons.